Messenger RNA from Orycteropus afer afer, 2787 nucleotides. It is a transcript of the gene PTCHD3, whose product is annotated as patched domain containing 3. NCBI's taxonomy places the organism in Eukaryota, Metazoa, Chordata, Mammalia, Tubulidentata, Orycteropodidae. Gene Ontology annotation, cellular component: membrane. The record is from RefSeq and is a predicted model, not a curated record. Bases 1 to 2787 code for a protein of 928 amino acids. The transcript has 4 exons.
AUGAAUCUUCCUUUCUCCUCCAAGGUAGUUCCUGAAGCGGAGUCCGUGCAAGACACCCAAGAAAGGCCACAGGUAGGGUCUGGGCAGCUGGGGCCACAGUUGGAGCCAGAGGAGGAAGGGUCGGAGUCAGAGCGACCCCAGUCCUGCGAGCGAUCCGUAGGGCCCAAGCUAGUCUUGGUGGGGCAGUGCUCUACUAACAACAGGUCGACAACUCAGGCUACUGAGAGUAAGAAGCCUCCAAUCCACACCGACUGCCUGGAGGCACCGCUCAAACUAGUCUUCCAGCGGCUGGGCUGGGUGGUAGGCUCUCAUCCCUGGUUCUUCCUGCUAGGGUCCUUGCUGCUGACGGCCCUUCUCAGCACUGGCUUUGUGCACCUGCCCAAGGACAAAAAAGAAAAUCUUGAGGAGCAGUACUCCCCGAUUGGAAGCCCGGCCAAGAGAGAGCGGUUCUUCGUACAGGGACAUUUCACCACCAAUGACUCCCUUCGCUUCUCUGCCACCAGGAAGAGCACUGAAUCCAAUUUUGCUACCAUUGUGGUAGUCUCCAACACCGCUACGCUGCUGGAACCAGACAUUUUUAGUGAAAUUAAUAAACUGGACCGCGCGGUGAAGGCUCUGUUUGUAGUACAGGAAAACGGAACCCUCAUCCAGUACCCGCAAGUGUGUGCCAAGUUCAUGGGCCACUGCGUGUCCUCCAACCCGCUCCUGGCCAUCUGGCAGCUGAAGAGAGACUUUAACCUGAGAAACAUCACUUUCCCCAUCUACAAUUUCAACCAUCAGUUUAUCCACCUGACCCGCAUCGUUGGAGGUAAUGUCUUAGGCGAGAGGAAGGAAAAGAACCAGGUGCUCUUGGCGUCCAAAGCCAUGAGGCUGCAGUACUACCUGCAGACCGAGCGAGCAGAGGACAACGAGAAGAGCCAGAUGUGGCUGAUCCAUUUCCUGAACCAAUUUACCGACAUGAAGAAGGGGCUGGCCUUGAAGAGGAUCCAGGCAGUCUACUUUACAUCACUUUCCAGACAAUUGGAAUUUGAGGCAACUACUGAGAGUGUGGUCCCUUUGUUUCACUUGGCAUACCUUCUAAUCAUAUUAUUUGCAAUCAUAUCAUGCUGCAGGUUUGACUGUGUACAAAACAAAAUGUGGGUUGGAGCCUUUGGAAUGAUUUCUGUUGCCUUGGCAGUAGUGAGCGGCUUUGGCCUGAUGUUGUACAUUGGCGUUCCAUUUGUGACCAUAGUUGCAAAUUCACCAUUUCUUAUUCUAGGUGUUGGGGUCGAUGACAUGUUUAUCAUGAUUUCUGCCUGGCAGAAGACCAACCUCAUGGAUAACAUAAGACAGCGGCUAUCUAAUGUCUAUUCAAAGGUGGCAGUAUCCAUUACAAUCACCACCAUCACCAAUAUCCUGGCCUUCUAUACAGGAAUUAUGACCUCUUUCAGGUCCAUACAAUACUUUUGCAUCUACACAGGAACAACCCUGCUCUUUUGUUACUUUUAUAACAUCAUCUGUUUUGGAGCAGUUUUGGCCCUGGAUGGUAAAAGAGAAGUCAUCUGUCUAAACUGGUUGCAAAAGCCAGAGUCUCCUGACCAAAAGUGCUUCUCUUUGAAAAGGGCCUGCUGUGUCCCACUUGGUUCUCUCCCAGAUGAACACGGAAGUGGUAUCCAUCCUAUUAAUUUGUUCUUUAGAGACUAUUUUGGCCCUUUUCUCAUAAGCACUAAGUCCAAAUUUUUUGUAGUGCUGCUAUACCUUUUGUAUAUCAUAAGCAGUAUAUAUGGGUGUUUCCAAGUGCAGGAAGGUUUAGAUGUUCGAAAUCUGGCCAGUGAUGACUCCUAUGUCACACCAUAUUUUGAUGUAGAUGAAGAGUAUUUUUCAGAGUAUGGCCCCAUGGUCAUGGUUGUUGUUACUCAACAUGUUGACUACUGGAAUCAAGAUGUUAGGCAAAAAUUGGAAAAAUGUAUGAUAGAGUUUGAAAACAAUGAGUAUGUAGCUAAAAAUCUCACAGAGUUUUGGUUAAGAACGUAUGUACAAUACAUGGAAGAAGCAAGACAAGAUAUAAAUGAUCAGAAUACUUUUGUAAACAAUAUUCCCAUAUUUUUAAGGAAUUUUUCAAAUUUUAUUUAUGAUAUUAAUAUUACUUCAUCAAAUGAAAUAAUUUCUUCCCGGGCCUUCAUUCAGACCAGAGGUAUUUCUUCUCCAUCCAAUAAGAAGAUAAUGUUACAACAGUUUCGAGGCAUCGCUGGAAAGUGUGAAGUUCCUCUAUUGGUAUAUAACCAGGCCUUCAUAUAUUAUGAUCAGUAUGAUGUCAUAGUGGAAAACACUAUUCGAAGUGUCAUAGUUGCAUCACUGGCUAUGUUAAUUGUUUCUCUACUGUUAAUUCCUCAUCCAGUGUGCUCCUUGUGGGUAACUUUUGCUAUUUCCUCUGUGGUUGUGGGAGUAACAGGUUUCAUGGCAUACUGGAAUGUAAACCUUGAUUCCAUAUCCAUGAUGAAUCUUGUCAUUUGUAUAGGGUUUUCUUUCGAUUUUUCUGCCCACAUAUGCUAUGCAUUUGUUUCCAGUUCUAAGCCCUCAGAAAACCAAAAAGCAAUUGAGGCAUUAUAUCUACUAGGCUAUCCAGUGUUACAAAGUGCAGUUUCAACAGUAAUAGGGGUGUGUGUUUUAUAUACGUCUAAUGCAUACAUCUUCAGGACAUUUUUUAAGGUUAUAUUUCUUGUUAUGGUGUUUGGGGCUAUUCAUGGCCUAAUUUUUAUUCCAGUAUUCUUAACCAUUUUUUGGAAACUUUGGUUGAAUGUGCACUAA